AUGGGUUCUUGGAAAACUCUUCUCUUCUACCCUUUUCUUCUGUGGAGUCAAAGGAAAGGGUUGAGGUUGAUGUUCCUGUUACUGACCCUGCAUCUGGGAAACUGUGUUGAUAAAGCAGAUGAUGAAGAUGAUGAGGAUUUAACAGUGAACAAAACUUGGGUCUUGGCACCAAAGAUUCAUGAAGGAGAUAUAACACAAAUUCUCAACUCCUUGCUUCAAGGCUAUGACAAUAAACUUCGCCCAGAUAUAGGAGUGAGGCCCACAGUAAUUGAAACUGAUGUUUACGUAAACAGCAUUGGACCAGUUGAUCCCAUAAAUAUGGAAUACACAAUAGAUAUAAUUUUUGCCCAAACCUGGUUUGAUAGUCGUCUAAAAUUCAACAGUACCAUGAAAGUGCUUAUGCUUAACAGUAAUAUGGUUGGAAAAAUUUGGAUUCCUGACACUUUCUUCAGAAAUUCAAGAAAAUCUGAUGCUCAUUGGAUAACAACUCCUAAUCGUCUUCUUCGAAUUUGGAAUGAUGGACGAGUUCUAUAUACUCUAAGAUUGACAAUUAAUGCAGAAUGUUACCUUCAGCUUCAUAACUUUCCUAUGGAUGAACAUUCAUGUCCAUUGGAAUUUUCAAGUUAUGGAUACCCUAAAAAUGAAAUUGAGUAUAAGUGGAAAAAGCCUUCUGUAGAAGUGGCUGAUCCUAAGUACUGGAGAUUAUAUCAAUUUGCAUUUGUAGGGUUACGGAACACAACUGAAAUCUCUCACACAAUCUCUGGGGACUAUAUUAUCAUGACAAUUUUUUUUGACCUGAGCAGACGAAUGGGAUAUUUUACUAUUCAGACCUACAUUCCAUGUAUUCUGACAGUUGUUCUUUCCUGGGUGUCUUUUUGGAUCAAUAAAGAUGCAGUACCUGCAAGAACAUCACUGGGUAUCACUACAGUUCUGACUAUGACAACUCUGAGUACAAUUGCCAGGAAGUCCUUACCUAAGGUUUCUUAUGUGACUGCGAUGGAUCUCUUUGUUUCUGUUUGUUUCAUUUUUGUUUUUGCAGCUUUGAUGGAGUAUGGUACCUUGCAUUAUUUUACCAGCAACAAAAAAGUUAAGACUACUAGAGAAAGAAAGCUAAAAAAUAAGGCCUCGAUGUCCUCUGGACUCCAUCCAGGAUCUACUCUCAUUCCAAUGAAUAGCCUUUCUCUGCCGCAAGGAGAAGAUGAUUAUGGGUACCAGUGCUUGGAGGGAAAAGAUUGUGCCAGCUUCUUCUGUUGCUUUGAAGACUGCAGAACAGGAUCAUGGAGGGAAGGGAGGAUACAUAUACGCAUUGCCAAAAUUGAUUCCUAUUCUCGAAUAUUUUUCCCAACAGCUUUUGCCUUGUUCAAUCUGGUUUACUGGGUUGGCUAUCUUUACUUAUAA
Lagenorhynchus albirostris (white-beaked dolphin) is the source of this 1398-nucleotide messenger RNA. It is a transcript of the gene GABRG1, whose product is annotated as gamma-aminobutyric acid type A receptor subunit gamma1. Gene Ontology annotation, biological process: monoatomic ion transmembrane transport; synaptic transmission, GABAergic; signal transduction. Lineage: Eukaryota; Metazoa; Chordata; Mammalia; Artiodactyla; Delphinidae. The coding region runs from base 1 to 1398 and encodes 465 amino acids. The transcript is spliced from 9 exons. Gene Ontology annotation, molecular function: GABA-A receptor activity; benzodiazepine receptor activity; inhibitory extracellular ligand-gated monoatomic ion channel activity. Gene Ontology annotation, cellular component: neuron projection; dendrite membrane; GABA-A receptor complex. The record is from RefSeq and is a predicted model, not a curated record.